UUCACUCACCCCAAUAAGAAGAGACCAGACCCUCACUCAUUCCCACCUGUUCCUCCACUUCUCCCCUCCCUGAGGCAGAGCGUUUAAUAGAAUAAAACCAGCCAAAGAAAGUUUUCGCUUUUCUUCUUCUUCUUCUUCUUCUUCAUUCGUGCUCUGUUUCUCACAGAACCAGGGCAUGGAACGUUUCACAGUUCCCUUCUUCCUAUUCAUCUCCAUUGUUUCUUUUACAGAUGCAGGCACAAUCGGGAUAAACUAUGGCAGAGUAGCUAACGACCUUCCUUCGUCAGGGAAGGUGGUUCAGCUUCUCAAGUCUCAGGGUCUCAACCGAGUCAAGCUCUACGACACUGACGCUACCGUUCUCAGGGCCCUUGCCGGUUCAGGAAUCAGCGUCGUCGUUACCCUACCCAACGAGCAACUCUCCUCAGCGGCCAAGCGACAGUCCUAUACCGACACUUGGGUCCAGAAAAACAUCGCCGCUUACUACCCAUCCACCCAAAUCCACGCCAUUGCCGUCGGAAACGAAGUCUUCGUGGAUCCACACAAUAUAACCGAGUUCCUAGUCGCAGCGAUGCGCAACGUUCACGCCGCGCUCGUUAAAUAUAACCUCGACUCCGCCAUUAAGGUGUCCUCUCCCAUAGCCCUUAGUGCUCUUCAGUCCUCCUACCCGUCUUCUGCGGGAUCUUUCAAAACCGAGUUAGUCGAACCCGUCAUCAAGCCCAUGUUGGAUUUUCUUCGCGAGACCGGAUCCUACCUCAUGGUGAACGCUUAUCCUUUCUUCGCCUACGCAGCCAACUCCGACGUGAUUUCCUUAGACUACGCUCUCUUCCGAACUAACCCGGGUGUCGUAGACUCUGGCAAUGGCCUGCGCUACUACAGUCUUUUCGAGGCCCAGAUAGAUGCGGUUUUCGCAGCCAUGUCUGCUUUGAAAUAUGACGACGUGAAGAUGGUCGUGACCGAGACAGGUUGGCCAUCGAAGGGAGAUGAGGACGAGUCGGGCGCAAGCGAGGUUAAUGCAGCUGCUUACAACGGGAACCUGGUGCGCAGGGUACUCGCUGGAGGUGGUACCCCACAGAGACCACAAGAAGACCUCGACGUUUACUUGUUUGCCUUGUUUAACGAAAACAUGAAGCCGGGCCCGACUUCUGAGAGGAACUACGGUCUAUUCUACCCCAACGAAGAGAAGGUCUACGACAUUCCGCUUACGCCGGAAGAGGUGAGGCAGAAGGUUCCAGUUAACGGUGGGAAGAGCCAGAUGACGCCGGUGAACAAUGGGGGCAGUGUUUCGACGAGCUCGUCCGGACAGACGUGGUGUGUGGCGAACGGUAAGGCUGGGGAACAGAAGUUGCAGGCAGCACUAGAUUAUGCUUGUGGAGAGGGAGGAUCUGACUGCCGCCCGAUCCAACCGGGUGCUUCGUGUUACGAUCCUAAUACUCUGGAGGCACACGCUUCGUUCGCGUUUAAUAGCUACUAUCAGAAGAUGAGGCGCGGGAUGGGGACCUGUGAUUUUGAAGGAGCCGCAUAUGUUGUCACUCAGCCUCCCAAGUUUGGAAAAUGCGAGUUUCCGACGGGAUACUAAAAGUUGAGGGAGUUGGGUGGAUGCCGCCGAUUGCCGAAGAAGAAGAG
Messenger RNA from Nelumbo nucifera (sacred lotus), 1623 nucleotides. Its product is annotated as O-Glycosyl hydrolases family 17 protein. The record is from RefSeq and is a predicted model, not a curated record. Gene Ontology annotation, molecular function: hydrolase activity, hydrolyzing O-glycosyl compounds. Gene Ontology annotation, biological process: carbohydrate metabolic process. Lineage: Eukaryota; Viridiplantae; Streptophyta; Magnoliopsida; Proteales; Nelumbonaceae.